This is a messenger RNA of Ceraceosorus guamensis, 4417 nucleotides long. RefSeq lists its product as hypothetical. The record is from RefSeq and is a predicted model, not a curated record. Lineage: Eukaryota; Fungi; Basidiomycota; Exobasidiomycetes; Ceraceosorales; Ceraceosoraceae. The coding region runs from base 331 to 4212 and encodes 1293 amino acids. The transcript has 9 exons. Gene Ontology annotation, molecular function: phosphatidylserine decarboxylase activity; calcium ion binding. Gene Ontology annotation, biological process: phospholipid biosynthetic process.
AUUCUUUCUGACUGCAGUUGUGAAGCACAAUCUUGAGUGUGAAUGCUGCCAUGAACCCCGCUCGUCUAUGCAAUUUCGCAGCCCCGCAAAAGGCAAGCAGUACGCUUCCGACGAAACUCAUCCGCACUCACCAGCUCAUUUGAUCCUGUUGACCUUCUUCUCACCCACCACUCACUCGAGCUAGAUUCUUCCCUCGAAGCCGCGACAUCUGGACGCAGCAGUCACCCACUGCGAGCAAGCGUGUACCUUGCUGCUCCUGCUUAGCCCCACAUCCGCACAUCCUCGCGCGACAUCAACCUCUCCACCACAUUGGCUCGUAUUGAAAAGACUAUGCCACUCUUCAAAGCUCGUCGGGGAGGCUCAGGUGACGAUUACUCCGCUGCUGCUUCUGCCAAUGCUUCUGGUCACGUCAGCGGUACCACCACACCUGCUACAGGUAGUGGAUCCGCCGCCAAUGCAGGUCCGUAUGCCGCAAUCUUGCGGGUUCAGAUCCUUCGAGCCAAGGAGUUGGCAGCCAAAGAUCGAAGCGGAGCGUCGGAUCCUUUCGUCAUCGUCUCCCUGCCCGGAGCUGGCAAGGCAUACAGGCGCCAGACGCCCGUUGUCCCCAAGUCGCUGGAUCCGGAGUGGAAAGACGCAGAUGCUACAUUCGACUUUGAGAUUCCCAACGAGUGGCUCAAUUCGGACGGCCUUGGGACCGGUAAUGAGGAUGAAGCGCCCUCUGUCGCCUCGGGUCUACAGUCUGCUGCUGGUGUCGCAACUGCUCCUUUCAGCGCAGUAGCCGCUCCAGGUGAAGUGGACGAGGAUGCUGCCGUUGUUGGAUCCCAGCCUGCCGGUCACGGUCUUCAAGUCAGGCCGGAGAACAGGAGGCGCAUCUCAGGAGCUGCAACAAAGAUCUUAUCAGCGCCUGUGCGCAUUGGAGCUCGUGGAGCGGUGGCUGGUGCCCGAGCUGUGCGACGUCGCACACCUCGGCCUAUACGGCACAGAAACGCUGCGUCCGCGCACGGCGAUGCACCCGGAGGCCAGAGCAUUUUUUGUCCCGCCGCUCUCGAGUUUGUGGUGUGGGACAAGGACAGGUGGACAGCAAACGACUAUAUUGGUGAAGUGUCUCUCCCAACGCACGAUUGGUGCCGAGAUGCUUGCUCGUUCGACACGCAAGAACCCAUCUGGCUUCCUCUGGUCUCGUCUCGCCGCAGACUCACGGGUCAGCCAGGGUCCAUUCAGGUUCGCGUCGGUCUCGUCACGAGGUCAUCCACGGCUGCACACCUGCCGCAGAUCUUCGAGCGGCUUGUACUGGCCGCUCACACCCAGGACAGUCACCCGACCAGGGCUGUGCCAGCAGACCAAAGUGUCGGUACAACAGGCCCGGAUGAGGCCUUCUUGGACAAUGGACUGAGCUCGGGCGAUGAUAGCGAUGAGCUCGAGGAGCUGGUGACUGAUGAUGACGAAGAUGACAAUGACGAUGAAGAUGCUUCUGACACAGAUGCAGCCGGAACGGCCACGGAAGCAGAAUCGGACUCCAGCAUAUUUGACGAACACUUCAAAUCUGUGGUUGGUGGUGCAGGUGCUACUGCUCCUUUGGGUACUGCCGCUGUACCGCAGGCCUCGGCUGCUGAAGCUGCUUCGGUCAGUCCGGUAGACGUAGCCGGAGUCAGCGCUGGUGCUCCAACAGCUGGGAAGGUGCCAUCGAUCUCUGCACCCGAACAGAAAGGCGGCAAGCUUCGACGAAAGCUGGGAAGAGGUUUCUCGUCAAGGAGCGUCAUUAAAACCUCCUCCUCCACGACGUCCUCCACGGAGGCUGCGCUGGUCACUGACGGUGAUGGAAUUAUAGACGGAUCGAAGAGGCGACGACGCCGUAAACAAAGGAAGGCUACGGAUCCUACACAAAAGACCAAGGAAGGGAAGAGGAAGAAACAGGCGAAAAAGGGAAGCUUGGACGAUGAGUAUGCUUUCAAGGCUUCGAGCGACAUCAUCGGUAUCGUGCAGAUGGAAAUCAAGAGCGCCUGCGACUUGCCCAGAUGGAAGAAUAGCUUGCACACCGGCUUCGAUAUGGACCCAAUGUGCAUUGUGUCCUUCUCCGACAAGAUUUUCCGAACGCGCGUGCAGCGGCACACGCUCAGUCCCGUGUGGGACGAGAAGCUGCUCUUCCAUGUUCGUCGACACGAGGCGCAGUGGAAGACGAAGCUGUCCAUCUUCGACUGGGACAAACUAUCGGCACACGAUCACGUGGGAUCGACCGAGAUCAGCGUAGCGGAUCUUAUUGAAGAGGCCCCAAAGCCAGAUGUGCAGACCAAGCUGUACAAUGCCGACGUCAAUGCACUUGAACGGCCCAUGAGACGGUUCGAGCUGCCUUUGUCGAAGUCUGCAAAGGACAAAGCAGACACAAAGUCGCAAUCCCUCCUAGUGGUGGAAGCUAAAUUUACACCCUACGACGCCCUGAGGCAACGCUUCUGGAGGCAGAUGCUCCUCAAUUAUGACAGCAACGACUCGAAGACGAUCAGUACCCUUGAACUGACUAGCAUGCUGGACAGCCUUGGCUCAACCCUCGGGUCGCUCACGAUUCAGGAGUUUUGGCAACAACACAACAAACGUCCCGAUGAAGACGACUUGACGUUCGACGAGGCCAUUCUGUCCUUGGAAGCCGAAGUGAACAAGACGUGGGACGAGAAGAGAACGGCGAGGUCGGAUGGAGACGUCAGUGGCCCGGCGAGCGGGACGGUCACCCCAGCAGUCGAGGUGACGGCUAACGCGCUGGACUACUCUGGCCCGAAUGCCCCGAUUGCUUCGGAGACACAACUUGCCAAGAACGCUGGUCUAUCAAGCCUUGCAGCGGUCGAGCCAUCCGCUUCUGAAAAUGAGCCCAGCUCAAAGCGGCUAACUCCACCAGGUGCCUCAGUGCCGGGAGUCAUUGCGCGCGAUAUGAGUCAGCUAUCCUUGUCCUCGUCCGCCACCUCAAGCUCAGCGAAUUCGACCUCAAGCAGCCCGCUGGCCAGCGCGCAUCGAGGUGCCUCGUCAGGAUCAUCGUUUUCGCAGCAUGCAGGAGGUGCUCCGAGAGUGAACAGCCAAGUCAAGGAGCGCGUCAUCUAUUGCAAGUCAUGUCCACUUUGUCACAUGCCACGCUUAGGCAGGAAAGCAGAGGUCGACAUCAUCACACAUCUAGCUGUCUGCGCUUCGCAGGACUGGAGACGUGUCGAUUCUCUGAUGGUGUCAAAUUUCGUCACUGCAUCACAAGCACAGCGCAAGUGGUACACUAAAGUCCUGACUCGCAUCAGUCAAGGUGACUACAAGCUGGGCGCAGACUCUGCUAACAUUAUCGUGCAGGAUCGCGUCACAGGUGAAUUAUUGGAAGAAAAGAUGGCAGUGUACGUUCGGCUCGGUAUUAGACUGCUGUAUCGAGGUGGAAAGUCUCGCAUGGAAGGUGCUCGAGUGCGUCGCAUGCUGCACAACAUGAGCGUCAAGCAGGGCGCAAAAUUCGACGAUCCAGCGUCUGCCCGUGAGAUCCCUAGCUUCAUCGCGUUUCACAACUUGAAGAUGGACGAAGUUCUUGAGCCAUUAGAGAAUUUCAAGACUUUCAAUCAGUUCUUCUACCGCAAGCUCAAGCCGGAUGCCAGGCCGGUCGAUGAGCUCGAGAAUCAUAAGAGGCUAGUUUCUGGUGCAGAUUGCCGCAUGCAGGCCUUUCAAUCUGUGGAAGACUCGAAGAAGUUCUGGAUCAAAGGCAAACAAUUUACGAUUCCGAACUUGCUAGGCGACCAGUACAAAGACGCCAGCGCGUACGACAAUGGACCGCUUGCCAUCUUUCGGCUUGCGCCUCAAGACUAUCACAGGUAUCACUCUCCUGUAGAUGCUACAGUCGGCGAAAUCACGCCGAUUCCUGGAGAGUACUAUACGGUCAAUCCUCAAGCUAUUCGGUCCACGGUAGAGGUAUACUGCGCUAAUGUGCGGACCAUCGUCGAGCUUCACACGGAGGAGUUUGGUCGUGUGCUGUACGUGUGCAUCGGCGCCAUGCUGGUCGGCUCCAGCAUUCAGACUGUCAAGACUGGUGACAAAAUCAAGCGCGGCGACGAGAUCGGAUACUUCGCUUUUGGAGGAUCGACCAUCCUACUGGUGUUCCCCAAGGGUGCUGUCGAAUUCGACAAAGACCUGCUAGAUAAUUCCAAGCAGUCUCUGGAGACCCUCGUCCGAGUGGGAAUGGGCAUCGGUCGAGCACCACAAUAACCUCGAGCCACGCACUUCAACUCCCCAUUCCCGUGAUGCCGCUCUCUCGCGCUUGCCAGGCAGAAGAGCAUUCCCACACCUUCUUUUUACGACGCACGAGCUACAGGCAUACUAGAACCUAGCAACGAUUGCAUGCAAAUACUUUGGCCAAGAAGCGCAUCAGAUCUUCGUCUAACCCAAUUUCCGAAUACAAUUUGCUCCGUUU